UUGGCUGACUCUGAGGAACACGCAGCUCAUUGGACGUUCAAGGACUACAAAACGCCUCUUGACUCGGCCACUUCCUCUUCCUGCUUCUUCGUGUUGACGUGACGUACUUUUUUGGCGCGCCUGAUUUUCACAUCCAGCAAACACAACCACAGUCCAGCAGAAAAACCUCUAGUAACUCCAGUAUUAUAGAAAAAGUAUGGACGAAACCCAGCCACCAAAAUCUGGUCAUCUAAGCGGCGCCACAGCCAGGAAGAGAGAAGACUACCUGGAGUGGCCAGAUUACUUUAUGGCUGUUGCUUUUCUGUCAGCUCAAAGGAGCAAAGACCCAAGCUCACAGGUGGGAGCGUGUAUCGUGAACCAGGAGAAUAAGAUAGUUGGCAUCGGUUACAAUGGCAUGCCCAAUGGCUGUGAUGAUGAUCUGCUACCCUGGUCCCGCUCUGCUGACGACCGGCUUGACACUAAAUACCCGUAUGUGUGCCAUGCAGAGCUGAAUGCCAUCAUGAACAAGAACAGUGCUGAUGUGAAAGGCUGCACCAUGUACGUGGCUUUGUUCCCUUGCAAUGAGUGUGCCAAGCUCAUCAUCCAGGCAGGCAUUAAGGAAGUGAUCUAUCUUUCUGAUAAGUACCACGACAAGCCGGAAAUGACAGCCUCCAGAAGGCUGCUCGGCAUGGCAGGCGUACAGUACACACAGUUCAAGCCCAAGAGGACCGAGAUUGUGAUUGAUUUUAAUUCCAUUAACCACCCUGGGAUGCUGGAACAACGGGAGUGAAAACGCAAAUAGUUCACCUUGGGGAGCUGCUGAAUGUAGCGGGAUGCAGAGGAGGACUGAUAACGUUAACAGGGACUUUAAUGGCUUCUUUCUGUAGCCCUAUAUCUUCUUGCCUACUGCUUUGCCCCCCCCAAAAAACUCCAGGAUGCCUUUACUUAUGUGUCUUUUUAAAUUUUUAUUAUCCGGACAUUCAAGAUAGUUGACACAAUGCCAGUGUGGCCGACUAUGGUAGAAAGUCUUUCCAAACUGUUAUUUACUGUCAUUUAAAAAAACAAAACCCUUUGGGUUAAAGAACACACACAGACUCCGAACACAUUUUCUUGAGUGUUUUGAUUUUAACAUAUAUUGUGCUGUGGAUCAGAUGGGGGGAGGGGGACCUGAAUCAUUUAUUUCCUCCUCAAACGAAGUUCCAGAUGAAUAUUUAGGCACACUGAUUUUCUGUUUGACCUCCCACAUUCACAAUGGAAGCUGCCCAGUAAAAUGAUCUUAUGUUACAUACUGAGAACUGUUCUGUGUUACUGUUGGAGUUUUAGGCUGUGUGAAGAUGAAUAGCUUACGAGUAUACUGUAAGAAUGGCUGGAAUAUCUAAUCAUCCAACCCAGACACAUUUCUUAUACAAUAAAUGUUGCAUGGUUGUAUCAGGGUCACUCCGUUGUUUACUGGUAACUUCCAUUAGGUUGGCACUAUGUUUUUUGCAGUGGAGUUCAUCAAAGUUUGCGGAAAGUGGCCACUGUUUAAGUUUAGAAUUAAACAUUUAUGACAUUGUUUGCAGAUGAUGAUUUGCAGGGAACAUUAAAAACAUUAUAGAUAUUAA
Micropterus dolomieu (smallmouth bass) is the source of this 1583-nucleotide messenger RNA. It is a transcript of the gene dctd, whose product is annotated as dCMP deaminase. Bases 197 to 769 code for a protein of 190 amino acids. The transcript has a single exon. Gene Ontology annotation, molecular function: zinc ion binding; dCMP deaminase activity. Gene Ontology annotation, cellular component: cytoplasm. Gene Ontology annotation, biological process: dTMP biosynthetic process; dUMP biosynthetic process. Lineage: Eukaryota; Metazoa; Chordata; Actinopteri; Centrarchiformes; Centrarchidae. The record is from RefSeq and is a predicted model, not a curated record.